AUGGCCAUGUAUCCUGUAGACGUGUUAUCAGAAGAUGCCAACGAGCAGCUCACCUCAGCAUCCGUCAAGUGCCUCUCGUCUAUAGACUCAGAUCCAGCUCAUGGGGAUUGGUUUUAUACUUCUAUACAACCCGAGGUUGCAAUAACAGCAAACAACAUAAAACAGCUGCAGGUUUUUAAUGACAAACCUGACUUCAUGGUGUGGACUCUUCAUCUGCCUGGUGAACCCCAACAAGUCGUCGCUUUGCAUCUAUUCGGAAAGUGGUGCCAUAUAAAUGAUGUGUUACGAUCAACAAACAAAUCUAGAAACGGCUUGGAAAUGGUGAAGUCCACGAUAGAGCGAGUCCUCGUGCUCGUGCUCAGUCAGCUGGUGGACAGAUUUCUUGAGGAGGCACAACUUUUUUCGAAUCAUUGCUCCAACGAGAUCUGCAAACUGCUGUGGGUGCAUGGAGAGGCAGUGGGCUUCUACAGCUUCAAGCCGAAAGGCAGUUUGUCUGAUAACUGCCUCAGCCAAUGUUACGAGCUUCCCGUCCUGGACACUAUCUAUGUGAGGCCCGACUGGAGAAGAAGAGGCUUUGCUUUGCUCAUGCUGGGAGACUUCUGUGAAACGUUCCCGAAUGAAGAGCUGCUGGGAGUCAGUGCACCUCUCUCAGUCGGCAUGGUGGCAGUGUGCAAAAAGUUUCUAAUUCAACGCAAAGAGCACAGAGAUGUUAUUUAUGAAGUUGAGGCUCCUGGCAGCUGGAUUCAGAGACGCAACAUCUGGCUCAAAAUCCAACUUGGACGCUACUCUCAAUCCAACAGCAGCUCGACGUCCCUGAAAGUAGAAGGGGACGAUGGGGACCAAUCAUUUCCUAAGAAUGCCACUCUUAAUUCCACAUUGAUACAAGAUCCAUAA
Molecule: messenger RNA, 894 nt
Organism: Knipowitschia caucasica
Lineage: Eukaryota; Metazoa; Chordata; Actinopteri; Gobiiformes; Gobiidae
Source: the annotation of a GenBank genome assembly